Didymella exigua CBS 183.55 is the source of this 1600-nucleotide messenger RNA. RefSeq lists its product as uncharacterized. NCBI's taxonomy places the organism in Eukaryota, Fungi, Ascomycota, Dothideomycetes, Pleosporales, Didymellaceae. The record is from RefSeq and is a predicted model, not a curated record. The transcript is spliced from 3 exons. Bases 254 to 1492 code for a protein of 412 amino acids.
UGCAGGAUCUGCUGGCGGGGCUCACUGACCACUGACCGUUGAAGCCAAUGCCUUUUCCUGAGCGCAUACGUAUGCUUCGCUGGAUAUUAAUGAUUCGUAGUCAUACCUCCAUUCGAAUGAUUCGAACUUUGCCAGUUGGCGCUGACCAGUUCCAUAGGAUCUUGAAGGAUGCCCUGAGGCCCGUAUAAUAACUAUCUGGGCUCCGAAACGGACCACCUGGAAAACGCACUUCCAUUCCGUUUUCAACAGCUGGAUGUUCGAUAUGCCCUAUCCACAACCCUCUCAUCAGGGCGGCCGUGCACGAGAUUGCCACGAGCCGCCUAGCUUCAGCGGGCCGAGGGAGCAAGCAUACGGGUCUGAAGGAGUCCCAAGUGGUUCUACCCGUCCGCGACCCACUGCUUUCGGGCAGUCCUGUGCUGGUACGAGCUCCGUGUCAGCAGCCAACGACGAUGAUUCUCAGAGGUGUUACGCCUCUAGGACUGAAAUCGACUACGUCGAUGCAUCGAACGCUCAGACGAGCGACUUUAGUGACAGUUCACCCGGGGCCUGGCAAGGAAACCUGCCCGACUUUGCUCGCGGUCUACCAUCGAGGCCGAGGAAACGGCAAAGAACCACUGGCGAAACCAUAAGCAGCUACAACAAGAUCUUACCAACCUUUCUCAACAAAUCCAGUGAGGCUCCGCGGGGUCUUCACCCACCGCCGGAAAGAAUAUGCUAUGCUGAAUACCAGUUCGCUCACGGAUCCGACCUAUUAUCUGGGACAAUGGAUCCUGUUUCGGACAACAAAGGCUCACCGCUGACGCCAUGCGAUCUUGCUGCUGAGUCGACGCGAACUAAGGGGCCGCACACGCCUGUCUCGCCUCCACCGAGCCCCCUACAUCAAUCGACUGCAAAGAUACCAGAAGUACCUAUGGACUGCAGUCAGUUCCAGUACAACGGGAUUUCUGAGCUCAGCUUCCUUACCGCCAACUGGUCUGGACCGUCUUUCGUUGAUAACACCUCGGCUGCCAGUCUCCUUUCGGCCCGCAACAGCUUCCUUGGCGACUUUGAGUAUUGCUCUGGACUUACAGAUAAUCCUUACGACGUAUUUCUCGACGAAUAUCAACAUCAGGUACAAGCAUCAGCAUUUUAUGAUCAGUAUGCUGACCCUUGCGAGACCUUAUCUUGGUCUCAGCAGCCGAUAAUAGAGGCCCAGUCGCUGUCAAGUCAAUCAGUACCAGUUAGGACUUCAGUAGAGGGAGAAGCAGCAGCACCUGACAAAAGGUCAACGAUUCCACGCUUAGCAAUCACGUGUACGGAUUGUGGAUACUCCUUCACUGGCGACUUUCGGACGCGUAAUCUGAAGCGCCAUAAGCAGACUGUGCAUAGCACUGAGGUGUACCACUGCGAUGUCGCUGGUUGUGACCGAUCGUUCAAGCGCAGCGACGCAGUCCAUGCACAUAAACGUCGAUCCCAUCCUAAGUUGAGCUCGUCUGCAUCAAGGACUCGAUGAUGCGGAAAUCGCGUAAGAUGAUUGCGUACCAACUUUCUGUGUUUGAUGUCAGAAUAUGUUCGAUCAUCAUGUUAGGGAUUACGUUCUUUUUGUGCCUGCUCGGGCACU